Molecule: messenger RNA, 2500 nt
Organism: Balaenoptera acutorostrata (minke whale)
Lineage: Eukaryota; Metazoa; Chordata; Mammalia; Artiodactyla; Balaenopteridae
Gene: SH2D3A
Product: SH2 domain containing 3A
Exons: 11
Coding region: 412-2151 (579 amino acids)
Biological process (GO): small GTPase-mediated signal transduction; positive regulation of peptidyl-serine phosphorylation
Molecular function (GO): guanyl-nucleotide exchange factor activity; phosphotyrosine residue binding
Source: RefSeq, a predicted model, not a curated record
CCUGGCUGGGGCGGGGAGGGAGGGGUCGGGAGCCGCAGAGCCUCAGGCUUCCGCCCGGCCCCAGGUUCUUGGGAGCUCCGCGGGUCCCGGCCCAGAUAUCCAGAAAUUAUUCCAAAGGACGCAGGGCAGGUGGAUGAUUUAAUUGGCCUGUGGCUGACCUGUGCCCACUCUGAGCUCCCCCUGAACUAAUCAGAGCCUUGUCAGUGACGCACCUCCACACCCACUAAGGGGCACGUAAGACAGAGGAAGCUGAAGUCCGGGGACUCUUAAGACAAAGGCCGGGCCUGGCCCAGGUGACAAACAGGAAGUGCUCAGGCAUCCAGGAGACACACCUGGCUUUCAGAUGAGGAAGACUGGGGCCUGUUGGAAGUACAAAGCACAGCCCCUGCACCCUCUGCCCCUGAGAGCUCCAUGCAGGUGCCACAGGAUGGAGAGGACUUUGCUGGCCAACCCUGGUACCACGGCCCACUGUCCCGCCAGAAAGCUGAGGCCCUCCUCCAGCAAGAUGGUGACUUCUUAGUUCGUGCAUCUAAGUCCCGUGGGGGCCACCCUGUGAUCUCCUGCCGUUGGCGGGGCUCAGUCCUACACUUCGAGGUGUUCCGUGUGGCCCUGCGCCCCCGGCCAGGCCGACCCACAGCCCUCUUUCAGCUGGAAGAUGAGCGUUUCCCAAGCCUGCCUGCCCUGGUUCGCAGCUAUGUGACCGGCCAGCGUACACUGUCCCAGGCCACUGGAGCUGUGGCGUCCAGGCCAGUGACGCGGCAAGGACCUAUUCGACGCAGCUUUAGUGAAGACACCCUUCCAGAUGGCCCGGCUUGGACAGAGCCACUCAGGGCUAGGAAGCGGAGUGACAGUCAGCCCGCAGGCUUGCAGCAUAUGGAGCAGCCAACAGAAGACCACCCUGGUUCAGGAGCUUCCACUAUGCCUGCAUCUGCCCUGCCUCGGACAGGUAGUGACUCCGUGUUGCUAAAGGUGCCCGUUCCCCUGGGGUCCAUUGCUGACAGCCUCAGGGCCUCUGAUGGGCAGCUUCAUGCCAAGGCACCAACCAAGCCACCUCGAACAUCCUCACUGAUGCUGCCUGAUGCCUCUGGACGCCCCCCAACGUACUGUGAGCUGGUGCCCCGAGUGCCCGGGGUCCAGGGAACACCUCCUGGCCAUAGCUGCCCAGAGCCAGAGGCGCCAUGGUGGGAGGCUGAGAAGGAGGAGGAGGAGGAAGAGGAGGAGAACAGAUGUUUUGCAAGACCGCAGGCAGAGGUCUCUUUCUGCCCACCUGACAACCCCUUCUUCCUGCUGGGCUCCCAGAAUCGGCCCCUGGAAACCGAAGUCCUGCAUACUCUCCAUGGCCUGUUCCUGGAGCACCAUCCUGGGAGCACCGCUCUCCACCUGCUAUUGGUGGAUUGCCAGGCGACUGGCCUCCUGGGAGUGACCAAGGCCCAGCGGGGCGCCAUGGGGGUCGCCUCUGGUCUGGAGCUGCUCACACUUCCCCAUGGGCAUCGCUUGAGGUUGGAACUACUGGAGAGGCUCGAGACGCUGGCACUGGCGGGGGCGCUGGCAGUGCUGGGCUGCGCAGGGCCGCUGGAGGAGCGCGCGGCCGCCCUGAGGGGCCUGGUGGAGCUGGCCCUGGCGCUGCGGCCAGGGGCGGCGGGAGACCUGCCCGGACUGGCCGCGGUCAUGGGCGCCUUGCUCAUGCCCCAGGUGUCGCGGUUGGAACGCACGUGGCGCCAGCUGCGAAGGAGCCACACCGAGGCUGCGCUGGCCUUCGAGCAGGAGCUGAAGCCACUGAUGCGGGCGCUGGAUGAAGGCGCCGGACCCUGCGACCCGGGGGAGGUGGCGCUGCCGUACGUGGCGCCCGCGGUGCGCCUGCUGGAGGGCGAGGAACUUCCCGGGCCCUUGGACGAGAGCUGCGAGCGGCUGCUGCGCACCCUGCACCGGGCGCGUCUGCUGGCCCGGGACGCGCCCAGAUUCCGCGAGGCGGCGGCUCGGCGCCUGCGAGGAUUCCGCCCCCACCCGGAGCUGAGAGAGGCCCUGACCACUGGUUUCUUGAGGAGGCUGCACUGGGGGAGCCGAGGAGCUGGGGCGCCGUGGGCCACACGUCUUGAGAAGUUCCAGCGCGUCCUCAGCGUCCUGUCGCAGCGCCUGGAGCCUGACCAUUGAGAGCACAGACCCCCCUCUUCACGCUGGGAUACCAAGGCUUCCAUGGAGACCAAGGAAGCCGCCCAAGCUUCCUCACACAGCCAAAUGCAGUGGGGACCUGCACCCUGCCUCACAGGAGGGGACCUGGUUUGCAAGAACCCACCCUGUGCCCUAAAAAGGCACACUGAUCCUGGCGGAGGGCAGCCUCCUCCCCACACUAGAAGACCCAGAUGUCUGGAGGCUCUGGACGCCCUCUCCCACCUGCCCCCUCGCAUAUCCCACAAAGGGUGAACAUGUGGCUUUUAAUGUUAAAGAGAACUUGCAGAUCUGUAAGAGGCCUGAGUUCAAAUACGUUUUAAAAGCUGUGUGA